Messenger RNA from Argiope bruennichi, 1535 nucleotides. It is a transcript of the gene holn1, whose product is annotated as CD2 antigen cytoplasmic tail-binding protein 2 homolog. Lineage: Eukaryota; Metazoa; Arthropoda; Arachnida; Araneae; Araneidae. The coding region runs from base 133 to 1164 and encodes 343 amino acids. The record is from RefSeq and is a predicted model, not a curated record. Gene Ontology annotation, molecular function: protein binding. Gene Ontology annotation, cellular component: U5 snRNP. The transcript is spliced from 5 exons.
AACUGCCAUACAUGUGUUGUAUGUUUUGAAUGUUGAUGUUUUGUUGUGCGAACUAAACGAAUCAGUUUCUUAUCUUCAGUAACAAUAAAGUACUGAAAUAAAUACAAACAAGAGUUGUAUGAGCUUUUUACAAUGGAUAAUAAAAUUUUUAAUCAUGAAGAACUUGAAGCUGAAAUACAGAGAGAAAAGGAUGAUAGGACUGAAGAGUUAUCCUAUAAGAAAUCAAAACAUUCUUUAGACAGUGAUGAAGAAGACGAUGAUGUCAAAGCUCAAAAAUACAAUAUUCUUGAUCCAAAUGAAUUGGAAGGACAAGAGGAAGGGACAAUUGAUUAUGAUGGAGAUAUUAAAAUUACACCUUUUAAUAUGAAAGAAGAAUUAGAAGAAGGAUAUUUUGACAAAGAAGGUACAUACAUAUUUCAGAAGGAAGAGGAAAUCAAAGACCAGUGGUUAGAUGACAUUGAUUGGAUAAAAGUGAAAGCUAUCGAAUCUACUAAAAGAAAAACAGAAGAUGAAGAAGACAGUGAUGAGGAUGAAAGACCACCCAUUGAUUUAGCUGAUAAGUAUAAACAAAUGCUUGAAUUAAUGAAACCCGGAGAAACUGUGCAAAAAGCAAUUUGUCGACUUGGUGGUACCAAAUCAUCAAAAAGUGUUGGUAGUCGUUGGAAAAAGAAAAAGGAAUCAGAUUCUAUGGAUACAAAUGAAGAGAGUGAGAAAGAUGUUGAAAAGUUACAGCUUUUGACAGGUUUAGCUGAUGAGAUAGUGCAUUCAGGAGAUAUGGACAUUUAUCAACAGACUUAUGAGAAAAUGGUGUUUCAUGUGAACUCUAAGUCAAAGACUGGAGCUAAUGGUAUUUUAAACACUGAUGCUGAACUAGAUAUGUUCGGAGAUGACUUUGAUGAAAAAGUCGAUGAUAAGAUAGCAAUGCCCCCUCCUCGGACACCUACUCCCAGUGAGGAUGUUGUGAAUCCUACUUCAGAAGUAAUGUGGGAAUUCAAAUGGGAAGAUAAAGAAGAUGCUAAAGUAUAUGGACCUUAUCCAACUUCUCAGAUGCAACAGUGGGUUGAUGAGAAAUAUUUUGAAAAUGGAGUGUUUGUUAGGCAGUGUGGAAAACAAGACACUUCAUUUUACAAUUCAAAAAGGAUAGACUUUGAAUUGUACUUAUAAAGUUACUUCAUUGUUUUCUCAUCCUUUACAGUCAUUUUACAAUCACUACUAAAAAAAAAAAAAAAAAAAAAACUGGAUAUAAUGCAAUUAUUUCUAGUAUUUUGUUUGGUUAUAAAUUUCAUAGAAUUUUUAUUUUUGUGCAUUUAAUUUUGCAGAAUUGGAGUAUGUUGUUUGUGUCUAUUUACUUGCAAUUAGAAUUUCUAAUAUCCACAUUUGAAAUAAUAUUCAUUUUUUUAACAGUUUAUAUAUCUGAAACUGAUAUAAUUCUAGCAUUGAGUUUAAAUUUAUUUUAAAAAAUACAGAAUAACAAUUAAAUGAACACAUCUGAAAGAAUUAAAAUUCUGUUUGAAUUUAUUUAUUUCAUCUAUCAA